Molecule: messenger RNA, 2067 nt
Organism: Epinephelus fuscoguttatus (brown-marbled grouper)
Lineage: Eukaryota; Metazoa; Chordata; Actinopteri; Perciformes; Serranidae
Gene: mogat3a
Product: monoacylglycerol O-acyltransferase 3a
Exons: 10
Coding region: 522-1529 (335 amino acids)
Biological process (GO): triglyceride biosynthetic process
Cellular component (GO): endoplasmic reticulum membrane
Molecular function (GO): diacylglycerol O-acyltransferase activity
Source: RefSeq, a predicted model, not a curated record
GGAGGGGGCGCGUGUUUGUAAAGUUUGGGGGAAGUGGAGACUGAGACAGAGAGAGAGAGACAGGUUCAACAAAGUUUACUGAAUACUUUAUAGUCUCUGCUGCACAGCUGCCCGACACACCGAGGGACAGACUGAGGGACACACCGAGGGACAGACUGAGGGACACACUGAGGGACAGACUGAGGGACACACCGAGGGACAGACUGAGGGACAGACUGAGGGACAGACCGAGGGACACACCGAGGGACACACUGAGGGACAGACUGAGGGACAGACUGAGGGACAGACUGAGGGACACACCGAGGGACACACUGAGGGACAGACUGAGGGACAGACCGAGGGACAGACUGAGGGACACACUGAGAGACACACCGAGGGACAGACUGAGGGACAGACUGAGAGACACACUGAGAGACAGAGAGGCAGACAGAGACAGGCAGGAGAGAGGAGCUCCGAUAUCCUGACGGAGACACCGGGAGGUCGCAGUGCUCCAAGCCGGACCAGGGUGCGCGACCGGCGGCAUGAAGGUGGAGUUCGCCCCGCUGAACAUCCCGCUGCGGAGGAGACUGCAGACCGCCGCGACUCUGCAGUGGGUCUUCUCCUUCCUGGCUCUAGCUCAAUGCUGUCUCGCUGCCUUCGUCCUCCUGGCUCUCUCUGAUUGGUGGAUGCUGGCUGUCCUCUAUGCUGGUUGGCUGUGGUUGGACUGGGACACUCCGUCCUCUGGAGGUCGAAGGUCACACUGGGUCAGGAGCUGGAGCGUCUGGGACUACUUCAGGGACUACUUCCCUCUGUCGCUGGUGAAAACUGUCGAUCUGGAUCCAAAGAAAAACUACAUCUUUGGUUUUCAUCCACACGGUGUGCUGGUGGCGGGGGCCUUUGGGAACUUCUGCACGGAGGCGACAGGUUUCUCUCGUCUGUUUCCUGGACUGACGUCUCACCUGCUGAUGCUGCCGUUCUGGUUCAGAGUCCCCUUCUUCAGAGACUACAUCAUGUGUGGAGGCCUGGUGUCCUCCUGUAAGUCCAGCCUGUCUCACCUCGUCAGUCAUCCUGCAGGAGGAAACGUCGCCGUCAUCGCAGUGGGUGGAGCCCCGGAAGCUCUGGACGCUCGACCAGGAGCUUUAAAACUACAGGUCCUGAACAGGAAGGGCUUCAUCAAAUUGGCUCUCAAACACGGAGCUCAGCUGGUCCCGGUCUUUUCCUUUGGAGAAAACGAGUUGUUUGAUCAGAUGGAGAAUCCCAGCGGCUCGUCUCUGAGGAGGCUGCAGAACCGGCUGCAGAGCAUCAUGGGAGUGGCAAUGCCACUGUUUCACGCCAGAGGAGUUUUCCAGUACAGCUUUGGUCUGAUGCCCUACAGGAAGCCCAUCCACACUGUCGUGGGAGGGCCGAUCUCAGUGGUCCAGACUCCCAGUCCCAGCAGAGAGGACAUCGAGUGUCUCCAUAAAGUUUACCUGCAGAGUCUCACUGAGCUGUUUGAGCAGCACAAACACACCUACGGCCUCCAGGAGCACCAGCACCUUACCUUCAUAUGACCUUCACAUGACCUUCAUUUCACCUUUAUAUGACCUUUAUCUCACCUUUAUUUGACCUUUAUAUGAACUUCUCAUGACCUUCAUAUGACCUUCACAUAAACACCUGACCUUCAUAUCACCUUCAUCUCUCACCUUCACAUGACCUUCAUAUCACCUUCACAUGGCCUUCAUCUCACCUUUAUAUGACCUUCUCAUGACCUUCAUAUGACCGUCACAUAAACACCUGACCUUCAUAUCACCUUCAUCUUCACAUCUCACCUUCACAUGACCUUCAUAUGACUUUCCCUAUGAUGUGUACAUAAACAUUACUACAUUUCCAUGACAACAGGAGCUGGUUGAUUUGAAAGUAAAACUUUAUUUCUGUUGACGUUUAUAAUGUUUACUGUUGAACUGUUUCACUGUGUUGAAGAGCGACGUAAACAUGUUAUUGAGUAUUUGUUAUGUUUCUUUAAUAAUUACAUGAUGAUGUAACAUUGACAGCUUGGUCAUGCAGAGGUCUAAUGUGAUAUCACAGUGACAAUAAAAGAUCCAAAUGAAA